AUACCAAGCUUCGUGUAAAAGUGUUGCAUCCAAGGUUAUCCAUGAGACCACAGGAGUGGUCGAGGUCUCCUUGGUUGGAAAAUGCACUUCUUCAGAAGUUGGUUGACGGUCUGCUGGCGUCGCAUCUUCAAGAUAGGGUUUGGAGGUCUGGUUCCUGUAGGUGAUGCAGUGAUGAGCCGUCGUAGGGUGUCUGUGAAGGAACUGGGUCAGGUGGACUACCAGGGCUGGCUGUACAGGAAGAAAGAGGGAAAAGGCUUCCUCGGCACCAAAUGGAAGAAGUACUGGUUUGUUCUGAAGAAAAACUCCCUAUACUGGUACCCUGCUAAGAUGGCUGAGAAAGCAGAAGGAUAUGUCAACCUAGCCGACUUCACUGUCAACCAAGCCACAGAGUGCAAGAAGAAGCAUGCCUUGAAGGCCAGCCAUCCAAAUGUUGUGACACUCUACUUUGCUGCCGAGAAUCUGUGGGAGAUGAAUAUUUGGCUUUCCAAAUUGUCUAUGGUAGAGGUGACUGAUACACCGAGCAAGUUGUCAGUGAAGAACUAUGGAGAGUGCUACAGUGAAGCGAGUGACCAGGAGGAGGUGGAGACCCUGGAGACAUCCUGUCCUCUCUACUCUGAACAGCUGACUACAGACUCCAUCAAUGGCGACGUUCCCCCACCUCGCUCCGCCUCGUCUCCAUGUCACUGCCCUGUCUCCGCCCCUGCCAGUAUUAUGACAUCAGAGACCAUGGAUUCCAGCUGGCUGAAUGUCUGCUCUCCAGAGAAGGCCGGGCGACAGAGUCCUUCUCUCCUCCACCUCAGCCAGGAAGAGGAGGAUGGCUUGGGGUCAAAGGCCAGGGAGGGAACACAGGAGGUCAAAUCUGACGAGAUGGAAGCACUGUACCUCCAUCUAAAGCAGGUCAAGCUGUCCCCAACUGGGGAGCUGAAGAGAGACUACCGAACGUCAUUUAUUCAUCGCUGCAAAGAUAACAAAGUCAAUGAGAAACUGCAUCUGGCUAGGACCCUCAAUAGCACUUUAAAGGCAAAAGAAGCCGACCUGUUCGCUAUAGAACAAGUGCUGUUUGAUCCCAUGCUCACUGCCGAGAGGUAUCGUGAUUGGAAGGUUGGCAACAUCUUGCUGCUGCAGGAGAUCCAACAAUGCAACAAGGCGCCACCAGGUGGCAGCAGAGUGCCGUCAUUCCUUUUCAAAGCACCACAGAUCCCUGUGACCGCAGAAACCAGCAUGUGACCAACACAACAAAGGUUAGCCACGGAGUCAUCGGGUCCUAAUGCUCCCAUCAUCUAAGAGUAGCAAUACUGAUCUAGGAUCAGUUUAGCUAUUUACAUCAUUAUCCACAGGACAGGGGGACCUGACCCUGGUUACGAACCACUACUCUAACACCAUUUGUAAACCAAGGCUCUGAUGCUAUACUUCAGGCAGAUGUAAAGAUUCCACAGAGUAUUUAAAAGACAGAAAAAUGUUAAAGGUGGAUAUUCCAGUUCCUCCUUGUUGGAUUGGUUAUAUUUUAUUCCAUUUUUUAAAUGAUUUUAAGAAUGGAUUUUGGUGUGCAGUAUCACGUAGGGAUUUGGGGAAAAUCUGUAACAUGUUUAUAACGGGGCAUUUAUUUCAGCUACUGAGUCGGCUAUUCGACUAAAUCAUAAGUCGGUUUGUUCAGUUACAAGGUUCAUAUACAGACUUCCAUUCUCCUAUGUUUUGUUACACUGGAAUGAGGGCAGUUUGUUAUGGGGGGGACACCCCACAAAAACCUACUAAAGUGCACAUGUAGUUCAGAGUUUAGCAUUCCACACUUUGUGAGGUGAGACUAACAGGCUAGGCUAAUAUUUCAUUCAGACACAAUACUGUACCAUUACAUAAGUCUAACAGGAACAUUUUGUCAUAUAUUUAUUUUUUUAACAUUGCUCAUUUUAAAAAUUGUAAAUGUUGUGUAUAUUGUAUAACAUGUACUGUUGUUUCCAUUUUGAAUGGGCAGUAUAAAACAAAUAAAAAGUCAGC
Molecule: messenger RNA, 1992 nt
Organism: Esox lucius (northern pike)
Lineage: Eukaryota; Metazoa; Chordata; Actinopteri; Esociformes; Esocidae
Gene: ipcef1
Product: interaction protein for cytohesin exchange factors 1
Exons: 10
Coding region: 82-1227 (381 amino acids)
Source: RefSeq, a predicted model, not a curated record